AGCGAUCAUGACAUGAUCAGUCUAGUUCAGUGCUGGUUAAGCUUUGUAAUGAGAGUUUGGCAUGAUGAGAGGCAGACUGAGAGAAUCUUUAAACUUUGGUAUCUUCAAAAUCUAAAACUUAAGUUAACCAGACCCUGAUCCAGCAACAAACAAAACAUCCAAGAAGAUCCACUUCAUAAUAACAUUAAAUUAAAUCAUUUCAUUUGCCUUACAACUAAAUUUCUUCAGAUUCUUUCUUUACUACAUUUUUAUAUUCUUAAGAAUCAGAAAUCCAUAAAAACAUAAUGACCUGCAUUAAUAUACGUAAGACGUAAGAUAAAAUUCUCUCUCAUUUCAUGCUCAUUCUCUCUGUACCGUCCCGCCCGCUCUCUCUCAAGACGAAACAAAUCACUGCGAUAAAGUUAAUGCUCGUUCCUAACACGUUAGUCUUGCUUUUUACUCAACGGUGUGAGGAUUGAAAUAUUUUUGUUCUGUGUUUGUUAAAAGUUAUGUUUAGUGGCUGAAAAUAAAUAAAUAGAAGUCAAGAAACUUUACAUUCAGAUGCGGCAUAAAUAAAUUGCUAGAAUUCAAUUAGAAAUGCUGUCUUAAUUAAGUUAAUAAUUGACUAGAAAAGGAAGAAUUUUUUGGAUUUGUGAAGCAGCAUAAAAAAAUUAGUUCUGUGUAUCUAGACAAAAUAAACAAAAAAUUCAGCAAAAAAAAAAGAAGUCCAGUUUCUAUGUAAACUAAAUAACAAAUUCAUUAGUGACUAUAAAUUGGAAUUAAUAUACGUGUAUAAUUUUUAUGAUUCAUUAAAUCUGCCAGAAUGCGUUGGCUACAAAAGUCAUCUCAAGCACCACAAUUGCUGGGCCUCUCACCGCUCAAGGUCGAUGAUUCAUUAACAAAAAGCAAUAAUGCCAUUGAUUUGAUUGAACAAAAGAAUGAGCUGAUGACAAAUUUACAGCAGAACCAAUCAGCGAGAAAAUCGAGAAAAGACAUAUCGUCAUCAACGACGUCAUUAACGUGGUCAAAGAAACUGACAAAAUCAACAGAAAAUUGUUAUAAUAUACAAGAAGGAAGGAUCAUAGAUAGAGCAAAAGGUCGCUUUAUAUCGCCAAUCAGAAUUAAAAAUAAAAACACAAAUCGGUCAUCGUCGCCAUCUAAUCAAUCAAUAAGUAGUGUAAAAACAAUUUCAACGAGCACACCCACACAAUCAAGUCUCGGUCAACUGCAUCGUAGUAAAUUUGCAAAUGUGCUCGACUUCGAUAAGGAAGUAUGGAGUAACGCAAAUGACGAUGAUGAUAAUUUAAAUCAUAAAAGUAUUUCAGUAAUUGAAACCACAUGCCAUAAGAAUCAUCCAUAUUACAAGAGUGAAUUAAGUCGAACAAUUUGUGGAACAUACAGUGUGCCUUAUCGAGAAAAACGAAAUCCAUUAAGCAACACAAGACUCUCAUGCUAUAAACCGCUAAUCAUAAGUGAUCAACAAUUUGAUAGUCAAACACUCAAAAAUUACAAGUCUGUUGACGAUUUUCUAUCCAUGGACAAGACAGAUGGUUUUUGUAAUGACAUAAAGAAUAACAUAAAUGAAAAUAAUAAGGUUGAAGUGACUGAAACACCAAAGAUGACUAUACGACGUGGUCUCAGCAGCAAAUUUCGAUCAAUGUCCGAUAAGACACAAAAACUUCUUUCAAGAUUCGUUUCUAGUUCAAAUUUAAAGUCAUCAAGUGAAGUGUGUAAUGACUUUACACUCAUUCAACCAUCAUCAAAGACUAUGGCUAACAGUCGGAGAAGUUUAAGCUAUGGAACAUUACCAGAACUUAAAGAUUUUGAGGUUAGAAAGAUUGAGACGGAAGAUGGUGAUUCAGGCAUUCUUGUUAAUGAAUCCGGAGCAUCGUCAAUGAUUGAGACCGAGACGAAUGAGAAAGCAGAAGUAGCAAAAGACGAGAAUCGAAAUUUAACAUUACCACAUGAGAGGAAGCAUAUCCAUAGAAUCGAAGUGAAAUAUGAGGAGAAUGAAAAAGAACUUAACAUUUCGGAAAUCGAGCCAAAGAUCUGUUCAUCGUCGGAGCAACAAAAUAUAAACAGCAACGAGUCAUCAACAUUAACAAAAUUUAUUGCAAAAAGACAGAGAAAUCGUUCCGUUGAUUCAUGUCUGCUGGAUACGCCCGCAAAUGAGCCGUCCAAAAGAAAUUCUGUUGUGUCGGAAAUUGUUGCAAUGCUUGAAAGGAACGAAGCUAAUGCGAAAUACAGUACACUCAAUCAUCCAAGACGAUCGAAACCAUUAAUGAUUCCAAAGCCAAUAACUGAUGAUGAAAUUAUUAAGUCAUGUGCCACACUCAACUUGUGUGAUGAUGAUAAGUUAAAGCUUAAGUCAGUCAAGUCUAAAGAGAAAAUUACCGAAACUACAACGGAAGGCAGUCAUCACUAUGAAAACUUUACAUUUACGUCAAUUAGCAAGAAACCACAGCCAACAUCUAAUUUCUGUACUUUACCACGCAAGACGAAGGCGAGUCCUCAUUGUACAUUCCAUACAAUUACCUUUGAGAAAGGACAAGGCAAGAAGGCACUCGGCUUUACAAUUGUUGGCGGUGCUGACAGUCCACGUGGUGCUCUUGGUAUUUUCAUUAAAAGUAUAAUGCCAAAUGGACAGGCUAUAGACGGUGGACAGCUUAAAGCUGGUGAUGAAAUUUUAGCAGUCAAUGGACAUGUUUGUCACGACUUGACACAUCAAGAUGCUGUAAAACUAUUUAAAAGUGUCAAAAAUGGUGAAAUUGUUUUGAAUGUCUGUCGACGUAAGAGUUCGAUUGCUGUAACUUAAAGCUUAAUUUGAAAAUUUAAUGUGUAAUCUAAAUUAUUGUGAUAAAAAUAAAGCAAGCUAAAUUGAA
Chironomus riparius is the source of this 2861-nucleotide messenger RNA. The record is from the annotation of a GenBank genome assembly. NCBI's taxonomy places the organism in Eukaryota, Metazoa, Arthropoda, Insecta, Diptera, Chironomidae.